Rhincodon typus (whale shark) is the source of this 8187-nucleotide messenger RNA. It is a transcript of the gene ptprq, whose product is annotated as protein tyrosine phosphatase receptor type Q. The record is from RefSeq and is a predicted model, not a curated record. Gene Ontology annotation, biological process: protein dephosphorylation. The coding region runs from base 1 to 8187 and encodes 2728 amino acids. The transcript is spliced from 50 exons. Lineage: Eukaryota; Metazoa; Chordata; Chondrichthyes; Orectolobiformes; Rhincodontidae. Gene Ontology annotation, molecular function: protein binding; protein tyrosine phosphatase activity.
AUGGCACUCUCCCAGCCUGACAUCGCGGUCUCCCAGCCCGACAUGGUGAUCUCUCAGUCAGGCAUGGCACUCUCCCAGCCCCAACAUGGCACUUUUCCAACCCUGAUGUGGCAGUCUUCCAACCCAAACGUGGCACUGUCCCAGCCCAACAUGGCAGUCUCAUGGCUCAGCGUGGCAGUCUCCCAGCCUUACAUUGGCAGUCUCCCAUUCUGCCGUGAUAGUCUUUUGGCGACCUGUGGCAGUCUUUUGGCCCAGCAUGGCCUCAGCAUAGGCUUCCAAGGUGAUUCCAGAGCGGUCUCCCAGCCUCAAAAGCCUGGAGGUGAAGUCCGUUUAGCUCCUAGUCCUCCAGUCCGUAUUCAUAUUGACAACACUGAUGUUUGGGAGAACAGAAUCAUUGUGCACUGGGAGCCACCGUUAGAAGGAAGUGAUGAAUACUAUCUACAAAUAAAACUGAGCAAUGGCAACAAUGAAGUAAAACAAUAUUCAGUGACAAAUACAAUGGUAUUUCAAUUUGAUUUUCUAAUCCCGGGUGUCACAUAUGACAUUGAGGUGAUGGCAAUAAAGAGUGGGAAGAGAAGCGAACCAAAAUUUAUUACACAAACUACAAAGCCUAACCCAAUUGAAAUUGUUGCUCCCAUUGAUAUUCAGACUCACUCAGCUGUGCUCUAUAUUGGAAUGCCAAAAGUUGGCUUAUUUGAUGGAAUUAAUAUUAUGUAUGAAAAUGGAAAUAAAAGGAUGCCUAUAAAGAGCAUUGAUGUUAAUAUAACCCUAGAAAACCUGACACCAGGCAAAGAAUAUAACAUUGCUGUUUAUGCAACUAGUGGCAACAUGAGGAGCAAAGCCUACAGAGUUCCUGUUGUGAAAACAUGCUUGGCAUCACCCACUAAUUUACGUGAAGGAAUAGUCACAGAAACAUCACUGGAAUUACUGUGGGAUAAAGCAGAAGGCCAUUUCUACCAAUAUGAAGUGCAAUGUCUAAACUGUGAUACACAGCUUGUGGUUCAAAAAGUUGACCAGGAGUGUGCAGUAUUCAUACACCUGAUCCCAGGAAAGCUGCAUGAUAUUUCACUUCGGACAGAAAAGGAAGGCUUUCGAGAUAGCAAACCAGUGAAAAAGUUAAUACGUACAAUGCCGAGUCCAGUGGAGUAUUUGAAUUAUAACAAGACUUCUCAAUCAGUAACUGUCAGCUGGCUUCAAGCUGCUCAUGUAUUUGAUGGAUAUAAUCUUACAUUAUCCAGCAAAACAAUCCACCAGGUUGUCAACAUUCCUUUCACUCACUCACGAACAUAUAGUUAUGUCAAGCUGUUACCAGGUACCAUCUAUUUUGUAAGUAUUGAGACCACAAGUUCAACAAAGAAGAGCCAUCCCACUACAAUCAAUGUUACAACAAAACCUGAAAGGCCUCAACUGCUGGAAGUUUCAAAUAUUUUACCAACAGCAUUUACUUUAUACUGGAGAGCACCUAUUGGACAUGUUGAUUAUUAUAAAGUUGUUCUCAUUCCUGAUCAAGGCUUCGUUAAUGUCACAGACCUGGGGGAUGGCAAUUUCAAGGCUGAUGUUUCUGAUGCUACCCCAGGUAUGCAAUACACCGUCACAGUUUCCUCAAUUUCUUCAUCUCUUAGUAAAUCUGUCAGCAGAUCACUUAUAACACGUGAAACAAAUCCAGCUUCUCCAGAUGGUCUUACAGUAGGCCCCAUUGGCGCUACAGCUAUAAUGUUGGCAUGGAGCUUACCUUCUCGUCCAAAUGGAAGAAUUUUAUCCUAUAGAAUAGAGUACAAAGAGGUUUGUCCUGUACACCAAGCCAACUUUAUCCAAGUUUCAACAAAUGCAGAUACACCUGAAUUUCUUCUUAAUAACCUGAAACCAGGGACAGCUUAUAAGAUUCGGAUUGCAGCUGAAAACAGUGCUGGCAUUGGAGCUUUCAGUACUUUUCGGAAAGUUGUAACUGCAGAAAGUGCUCCAGGUCCAGUUUCAUCUCUUACUGCAACAGUAGUCAACCACACAACUGCUAAUGUGACAUGGUUUCUACCUAAACGACUAAAUGGGAAAAUUACAUAUUUCAGUAUAAUUAUAAAGUCUGUAAGAAGUGGACGUAUAUCAAAGAAUAUAUCAGUGAAUGCCGAUACCCUUUUCCCAAACACAUUACCACAAUGUGAGGAUGAUAGUUCAACAGGCACCACUCCUGCAACAUUGGUUUCGUCUUCUCCACCUACCAGUGAUGCAUUUUUAACAGCCACACCAGAAAGUCUAAUAGAAAACGACACAUCAGUUGAGUUUGCCAGCAUUAUGGUGGAUCAACUGAAACCGUACACCACCUAUCUGUGUGAAGUAUCUGCCUUUACAAAAGAGGGAGAAGGCCAGACAGCAAGCACUCUCUUUAGAACUCCAGAAUGGCUUCCAGAAGAUCCACCUCAAAACCUAAUUGUAAGUAAGGUUACAUCAAAAUCAUUCCUAAUUAAUUGGAAUCCACCAUCAGCAGUUACAGGAAGAUUCUCUUACAGAGUUGAGCUCAAUGGCCCAUUUGGGAAAAUAUCACAGAACAGCACCAAAAGGAUGAUGUUCCUUUUUAUGAACCUGCUGCCAUUUACAAGAUAUGAAGUGUUUGUAACUGCUGAGACAGUGGUUGGACUUGGACCAAAAGCCAGUGUUGAAAUCACUACGUCAUCAGAAGGCGAAGUAUUUGAUUUAAAAGCAACAAAAGUUGAAGCCAAAUCUGCAAAAUUGGAAUGGGGAAAGCCUCGCCAACCAAAUGGAAUUAUUAUCCAGUAUCAAAUCACUGUCUUUCUAAAGAAGUCUCAAAUAUCUGUACAAAAUAUAAUCUUGACAGAAAGCCAUCAGAAUAUGAAUAUGGAAAACUCUACUGAACCAAAACAUCCUGGUAUGUUGGUUACAGACUCCACUACAUUGACUUCAAAAACUGAUGCAAUGUUUACAGACUUGGAUGAAGGCUCUGCUGAGCUGAUUUCUGAUUCCUCAUCUUUAGAGCCUGCAGUGACUUCAUCAACCUUUUCACCAGCUGAGGCACUAAUCCCUGUUAGUUCAGAAUUGCCUGAGAUAGCUACUGUACAUGAAAAAAGCAUGACUGCACCUGUGCCUGAUCAACCAACAUCACUUGCAAUCAUUUAUUCUAAAACUUCACUGCCUAGUACUGUACACUCAAUAGCUGCUACUGGAUUCACUGAAUCAUUUACUAAACCAACAGCCUCUAGUUCCUUGGGGCCCUAUGAAUCUCAUCCUGCAAUCAACAUGACUCUCAAGCUGAGAUCAGUGUUGCACAAAAGAUCAGUUACUGCAGUUUUCAAGGCAGGUGAAAUUUCCCUGAGUUCAAGUGCUUCACCAUUUCCUCCUCAAUGGAGGCUUCUGGCUAAUGGCCUUCAAAAUACCACUGAUGAGCGUGAAAGCAGUCUCCAGGUCAUUGACCAUACAUCUGAGCAGCUGUCAUAUGUUGUAAAAGAACUUGUACCUUAUACUGAGUACAUUAUCAGAGUAUCAGCAUUCACUAUUGUUGGAGAAGGACCACCAACCAACAUUUCCUUAAAGACACAAGAAUAUGUGCCAAGUUCAGUGCAGAAUGUAACAUAUCAAAAUAUCACUUCUACAUCUAUUCUGAUAUUAUGGGACCCACCUGCUAUUCCGAAUGGCAUUAUAACUCAUUACACUAUCUAUGCUGUGGAGGAAGGCACAAAUGAAGCAUUUCAAGAGGUUGUGAUGAGUAACAACAUUACUCUACCAGGUUUAAAAAAAUUUACGGACUACAAGAUGAGGGUAACAGCAUCAACCUCAGUAGGUGAAAGCUCAGUCUCUGAUAAAGAUGAUAUUUUUGUGCGAACUCUUGAAGAUGAACCAGAAACACCACCUGAAAACUUAACCUUCAAAAAUGUAACUGAAACAUCUGCAUACUUGGGCUGGUCACCUCCAGAGAAGCCCAAUGGAAUUAUUAUAUACUAUGAAGUUACAUACACCAAUUAUACAGACUCUGUUACAAUGAACAGUUCAGAAACAAGCAUUUACCUAGAAAACUUAAAGAAAUUUUCUCCCUAUAACAUCUCUGUUAAAGCAUAUACCAAGUAUGGCCAUGGGAAUCAAACCUCUCCAAUUGUGCUUUUGGUGACAAAACACGAUGUUCCAGAUAGCGCACCUCAAAAUAUCACGUACAUUUUUCACUCUCCUUCUGAUGUUGAAAUAUCCUUUCUACCACCACCAACUCCUAAUGGAAUUAUUCAGUUCUAUACACUGUACCUUGGAGCUCAAAAUAGUAGUGAUAUGCUGAUUACAAACAGUACAAAUUUAACCAUCACUAUAACAGGUUUAAAAGCUAAUGAAAAGUAUUCCUUAAAAAUUUCUGCAAGUACAAGCAAAGGUGAAGGAAUUCAAAGUCAACCAGUGUACAUUUUAAUUGGACAAGGUGUGCCUGGCUCUCCUCCGCAAUCAGUUAAAACAAAAGAGUUAUCCUCUACCACUGUACUUCUGUCAUGGAAACCUCCCAUGGAACCAAAUGGAGUGAUUCUGUAUUACACAGUCUAUGUUUGGAGCACAACAACACAACUCGUUUUAAACAAAACUGAAACAUCUGUACUGCUGAAAAACCUGGACAAUAAUACUGAAUACUAUGCUUUUGUAACAGCAAGUACAAGGCUAGGUGAUGGAGGAAUGAAAAGUAAUAAUGUCACAUUUCGAACAUCUGAGAAUUCAAGGAUCCCUGAAGGCAUUAUCUCCUAUGUCAACAAAAGUUCCACUUCUGUUCAAGUAUUUUGGAACCUUUCGUCCAAACCAACUGGAUAUGUUCAAUAUUACACAAUUCACUACAGGAAUACGUCUGCUGUUUUUACUCAGAAUAUAACAGAUAUUGAUCAAACAAGUGUUGGUGAAAAUGCAAAUGUGACAAUACUUUUGAUUAAUUUGGCAAAAUUCAGCCAUUAUGAAAUAUGGAUGACUGCCUCCAAUAUGCUGGCAGAUGAAAUUCAGACAAGUGAAUUGAUCCAUGUGUACACUGAUGAAGAUGUACCGUCAACUCCUCCACAAGAUUUGGUGAUAGUAAACUAUACCGCAGAUUCUGUCUUGGUUAGCUGGAAACCUAGUCCUAUGCCAAAUGGUAUUGUGCAGUUCUACAGUUUUAAAAUAAUUGACAACACAAAAGAAAGCACAUAUAUUAUGAAUACAACAGCAUCAUAUCAUGAAGCAUCUCUCACUGGCUUUGAACCAUUGCACGAAUAUCACAUCAGUGUGUCAGCUUUUACAAAAGUGGGAAAUGGAGAUCAAUUUAGUAACAUAGUCAUUUUCAAAAUAAAUGAAUCAGUUCCAGAUACUAUUCAAAAUCUUCAGUGCAAUGCAUCAAGUUGGCAGUCAGUCAUUGUUGAGUGGGAUCCUCCAUUAAAAUCAGAUGGAAUGAUCACCAAUUAUGUACUUGUGUUUGAAAAUUAUGUUCAAACUGUUGCUGACAAUGAUCGUGUACAUACCUUUAGUGAGCUGUUAUCAAAUACAUCCUAUCAGUUCAGUGUAAUGGCUGUUAACUCUGUGGGCCGAGGAGAAAGCAAAAACUGUACUGUGACUACAUUAUUGGAAUCAGUUCCAAGUGCUCCUAAGAAUCUAGAGAUAAUUGGCGUUCGAUCAACCUAUGUCAUUUUGAAGUGGACACACCCUGAUAUUAUCCCUGGGUAUUUAAGGCUUUUCAGGAUUAUUAUACAACGACGCUCUGCAUUGUGCAUGAACUGGGAUACUCAAGGAUGCCUUGAAGCUGAGCAAGCUCAAGAUCAUAACAUUGAUAAUGAUAAUUACACCAUGGAGGCAAUUGUACACGGAUUAAAGAAAUUCCGAUGGUACAGAUUUAGGGUUGCUGCUAGUACUAAUGCUGGAUUUGGCAACUAUUCAACUUGGAUGGCUACAAAAACAGCUGUUGGCUAUCCAGACAGACCUCCUGAAAAUGUUGCUGUUACAGUAAAAUCCUCUGACACCAUUGAGAUUAGCUGGGAAGAGCCUGUGAUUUUCACAGGUCCAACGUCUUAUCUAAUAGAUAUAACAAUGGUAGACAGUGAGGACUUCAACAUGACCAUUCUUAGAUCAGAGAAACAGAACAAAAUGUAUGAGGUAUCUGGAUUGAAGCCAUUCACAAGAUACUCUGUCAUCAUUGUAGCAUUUACAGGCAGAGAGGAAGAUGCCCGAAUACAUGGCAAAGCCAGUGAGCCAAUCAUUGUUCGGACGCUUGAAGCUUUGCCUCAAGACGCACCACAGAAUUUUAACCUUCAAAAGAUACCUGAUGAAGUGACAAUGGUUUACGUAUCUUUUUUGCCACCAUCUCUGCCAAAUGGUAUUGUUCAGGGAUACCAAGCAAUUAUUGAUAAAGAAGGAGAAACAUUUGAACGCCAUGUAAGCAAUCUGAAAAUUGUUAAAAACAACCAAUCACUGACUGCUGUCAUAGAAGGGUUAAAAGGUGGAAAUACGUACAUCAUACGGGUCCGUGCUGUAAAUGGAGCUGGUGCUGGCCCACAAACAUUAGAACAGAAAGUAACUAUGGAUGUGAAAGCUCCACCAAAACCUACUUUUAAACCAGCUGUUGCUUUAGACAAAAAUGGAGCAUUACAGGUCACUUCUACAACUAUGACUAUCAGAAUGCCUGUAUGUUAUUUCACAGAUGAGCAUGGUUCCAUCAAAAAAAUACAAGUAAUAGUGACUGAAAAAAGAGCUAUGAAUGAUGGAAAUAUUUCUACAUGGUAUGAUGCUUAUGUAAGAAAGCCAAAACCAUAUUUCGCAAAUGAAGGCUUUCAAAAUCCACACUGCAGUGAAACAAACACAUACCGACAGAAUGCUAUUGAAGAAACAUACACCAUUGGAAGUGAAAAAUCAUGCCAACAAAAUGUAGAUAAAAUUUGCAAUGGACCAUUAAAACAUGAUAAACAGUACUUAUUCAAGUUCAGAGCAACAAACUUUCAAAGACAAUUUACUGAUUCAGAUUACUCUGAUCCAGUCAAGACCCUCGCUGAAGGUCUAUCAGGAAGAACAAUUGAAAUAAUACUUGCAGUGACUUUGUGUGUGCUUUCUGUCGUUCUCCUUGUGAUAGCUGCCUAUGUAAUUGCGAGAAUAAGACAGAAACAGAAGGAAGGAGGCACAUACUCUCCGAGGGAUGCAGAAAUUGUUGACACUAAAUUCAAGCUGGACCAGAUGAUUGCGGUGACUGACCUGGAACUAAAGGAGGAGAAGCUGACACGAUUACUCAGUUAUAGGAAAUCUCUCAAGCCCAUUAGCAAGAAGUCAUUCUUGCAGCAUGUGGAAGAUCUGUGUAUUAACAACAACCUGAAGUUUCAAGAAGAAUUUUCGGAGCUCCCCAAACUGGAUCAGGAACUUACAUCAUCUGAUGCUGACUUGCCCUGGAAUCGAACCAAGAAUCGCUUUGCAAAUAUAAAGCCAUAUAAUAAUAAUCGGGUGAAACUCAUGCUUGAGGCUGGUGUCCCAGGGUCUGAUUUCAUCAAUGCUAGCUAUGUUGCAGGUUACUUAUGUCCAAAUGAGUUUAUCGCUACUCAAGGUCCAUUACCAGGAACAGUGGCAGAUUUUUGGAGGAUGAUUUGGGAAACGAGAACUCAAUCCAUAGUCAUGUUGACACAUUGUUUUGAAAAGGGCAGAAUUAGAUGUCACCAGUAUUGGCCUGAGGACAACAAGCCAGUAACUGUGUUUGGGGAUAUUGUAAUUACUAAACUAGCAGAAGAUAUUCAGGCAGAUUGGACUAUCCGAGAACUGAAAAUUGAAAAGUAUGGUGAUUAUAUGAUGGUGACUCAUUUCAACUUUACUUCAUGGCCUGAACAUGGUGUUCCUGAGACCUGUAUACCUCUGAUUCAUUUUGUGAAGCUAGUUCGAGCAAACAGAGCCAAUGAUAAUACACCUAUUGUUGUACAUUGCAGUGCUGGAGUAGGAAGGACAGGUGUCUUCAUUGCACUUGAUCACCUUAUACAGCAUGUGAACCACCAUGAUUUUGUGGACAUCUUUGGAUUUGUGGCAGAGUUAAGAAGUGAACGAAUGUGCAUGGUUCAGAACUUGGCUCAGUACAUGUUCUUACAUCAAUGUGCUUUGGAGCUAUUGAAUAACAAAGGAACCAAUCGAGCACUGUGGUUUGUAAAUUAUGCUGCUUUGCAAAAAAUGGACUCACUAGAUACAAUGGAAGGUGAUGUGGAAUUGGAGUGGGAGGAAACAACCAUGUAA